ACGACGCGCUCCCAUUGGGCCACUGCGCCGGAGAGGGGAGACAUGGGGGGAAACAGGCCAGAGGUCUCGCUAAACAUGACACUGGCAAGAAAAGCGCCGCAUUGAGCUUUCGGUGAGCUUUUCACGGACGCGCGCGGCUUUACAACACUAAUCUGUGUUACGUGAUGAUCAAAACUAAAAACAUUAUAAAAUAAUUUUUGUUUUUUAUUACUGGCCAUAAAUAUGAAUUGUAGAAAGUGGUUGAUUAAAAAUAAAAUUUAAAUUUAGAACUGUCAAAGUUUUCUUUUUAAUUAAAAAUGUCGCUCGGAAAACAGCCUAAUGAGCAUAUCAAGAGGCCUAUGAACGCCUUCAUGGUGUGGUCGAGAGGGCAGCGGAGGAAGAUGGCACAAGACAACCCUAAGAUGCAUAAUUCCGAGAUAUCGAAGAGGCUGGGAGCGGAGUGGAAGCUGCUCACCGAGAUGGAAAAAAGGCCGUUCAUUGAUGAAGCAAAACGAUUGAGGGCACUACACAUGAAAGAGCAUCCAGACUACAAAUACAGACCGCGGCGGAAACCGAAGCCGCUCGUUAAAAAAGAGCCGAAAUUCGGCUUCGGGAUCAACGGUCUGAUGGCGCCGGUGCCGAGGCUGGUAACUCCAUCAGUGCCCCAUCCGGUGCCGCAGUUGCCGGUACCACAUCACUUGCUGGCGGACAAGCCGGACCUAAGCCGUGCGCUGUUCCCACCACUACCAUACCCGUUCUACCCAUUCGCUAAGUUGCCGUCUGAUGAUGGUAAAUUAGCGGCUGAGCUGGCGCAUUUGCAGGCCCUGUACGGCGGCGCUCUGUACAGCAGCGCGCUCUACAGCAGCGCGCUGUCCCCGUGCGGGUGCCCGCCGCGCCGGACCCCCUCCCCCCCGCCGGACCUCAAGCGCCCCGUCGCCUACGUGCUGAUGAAGAGCGACGAGGAGCCGCCCCAGCAUGUCAUAUGAAGGCCGGUCGCGCUCCCGGCGCGGGCGUGGCCGUCCCACUGGGAGCGACCCUCGACCUCAGUCCAGGAGAGGGAGUGCAGCUCACCAGACAGUGUCUAGAGAGUGAGACUGAACUAAUCUGUGGAAAGUGAAGAGACCGUCCUUUAUUUCAACGCCGGUAUAUUUGAAGCCGGGAAACGAUGUUGAAGAAACUACAGAGAACUGACGCCAAACUGUUUAGAAAGGAAAAGCUCUAAGGAGCACUAACAAACUAGAUAAUUGAUAAUAUUUUGUGCACAACGGAGCAAGACGGUUACAUACAGUUAACGUUGAAUGUGUACACUGUACAGACAGCAAUGGACUACGUGCAAUGUGAAUUUGUUAUUUGUUAGACCGCCGCACGGCUUUGUACAUUAGAUAACAUAUCAUAAACUGUACUUAGCUAGGGAAUUGUCAAUUUUGUAAUCAACAACACGUCUAGGACGUGAAUAUCAAGUUAGGCCCGUUUCUAUAAAAUGAUAACCUUAUGGUAUGUCAUUACGCUAAUGAACACAAAUGAGGAAUCCGAUGCGUUCCUAAAAUUGGAGAAAGGCUUAGACGAAGAAAUUGGUUAAUUCUCCUUUGCGGAGAUCUCUAAAUGUUGUUUAGCAUAAUCUCGACUGGAGUGUACAUAGUAUAGGUUAUAAAAAGAGAAAUGGUGCGAUCUAGAACGUGGGGAUUUUAAAAGACUUUGGGAAAUCUCUGAGCACUAGGACUAAUCCUGUAAAGAUUUUAUCCGUCGUAAAAUAACGUUUGUCUCCUUCACGCACGUUUCAUUUUUCUUUAUAUCAUCAUUUAUUUGAUUCCAAGUCGGAGCUAACAGCCACUUUGUCAAUAUUUUUCGCAAAGUUAACUUACUGUUUACUAUCUGUAGAUUUUGCGUAGGUAUAUGUUUUUUAAUAAAACCAGUUCCGACUUUACAACUGAAGCUAUUCAUUCCUAACUUUCUCAUGUAUAUAGGUAAUCCAAAAUACAGUAGAACAAUCCCAAUAUAAUAAACAAACAUACAUAUCUAAUUUGUACAUAAAAAUUAUUAUUGUAAAUACACUUAACACUUAAGAUCUAUGUUGAUUUUCGUUUGUUUAUGUUUUUAAGAUUUUUUUGUUUUUCUUGUCUUCCGAUAAAUCUUCGUAAAUCAUUAAUAUGUAAUAAAUAAUAAUACUUAAGCAAUAAGAUUUGAAACUUGGACUUGGAUCAGAAUGAUUGACAAUUGCGCCUGAAUUACGCAUACAAUGUCUUGAUCAACUGACCAAAAAUAAUAGAAAUUAUAUUCUUGUUCUUUUGUGGUUACAAAAUGACCCCGCUGCACUAAUGGUGGGGUCUAAUAGAAUAUCGACAGACAAGAGAUGAUACUUCUCGACAGUCGACACAAUUAUGCCGGGCUGUUGGAAUCGGAUAUACACAGGCUGAUCCCGAAACGCGACACACUUCCGUGGGGCAUUAUGGCAGGAUUUACCACCUUGGUACAGUAGUCGCUAUCCGGGCGGAUAUUAAAUAUACCCAACCACCAGCAAAGGGUUCUUGGGUGUUAUAUCACUAUGUAAAAGCUAGAUGUUCACAUAAUGUGGUCUUAUAAAAGGUUGUGUUAUAUUCUGACUUCAUCGGACUUGAAACUCUUGUCAUAUUGAUAAAGCCUCAAUUCGAUUGAUUGAGUUUCUUACGCGAAGUUUUUAGAGGCGAGUUCCGCCUGUUAACGCGGGCAAGUUUUGCCUCGCCACUAUAUUUUCAAUUUUUAAGUUCUUUCAAGAAUCGCAAUUUCUCCGUCUAAUUAAUGCACAACGCUUCUACAGCAACUAUUUGAAGCCACAAUAAAGCCAAGCUGAAACAUCUUUUACAUAACUUCCCUUUUCUUGAGACAGUGUUCAAAAUCCCGCGAGCCCCUCAAUAUCCAAAAAUCACAAAAUGCUUCAAGCCGAAAUACCUUUUACAUAACUUUCUGUUUCUCGCAGCAGUGUUCAAAACCCGUGGGUCUUUCAAGAUCCUAAGAACCUGAGUUCCAAGGUAAACAAUGUGCCAUUUUAAUAACAUUAAUUUGCAAUACAAGAUUUUCACGAUAUAUAUAAUAGUUAUUAUAUUUUAUUAAACUGUAAAUACGUACUUUUUUUUUAUUGUUAAAGAGAGCGUAAUAUGACAUCUGUAUAUUAGAAUAAGAUCAAACCCUCAGAAAUCAAACCAAAUACAGUACGUGACAUUGAGUUAUUAUUAUUAGGAAUUUAUAAUUGCUUUAUUUUUCUUGAAAAUGGACAGAUUCAUGCAUAAAACCGUUUGCCCACUAUCUCCGUCGACAAUAAAUGAUAUUAUUUGUGUUCUUUCGGACUGAGGAAGACGCGACUGCAAUCAACUGUCCAUCGCUACCAAUAUUAUUUAACCUUCUCAAAUCUGUACAUCUCCACCAAUUUAAUUAAUCGUGGACAAAUUGAGUCUCGAACUUGAGAUGCAUCUUGAGAUAGCGCUAACCAAUCCACUACUUGCGAACUUAAGAUUACCAUCAUUUCACGAGGCUAUCCGAUAAUACAACUUAUUUUUAAGUGAAUUUCAUUACUGCAAAUAGUUUUGCUUAGAAAAACCAAAUUGUUAAACCAUGUUGUUAAUUUGCCAUGAACUGAAUAAGAUGUUUUGUAAUAUAGUAAUUGUUAUUUUUUUUAUUGUUACAAUGUUUGUUUUGUAGCGUUUAGUUUUUAUAUCGAAUAUCGUUUAAGUUUUGUACGUUUCAGUUGAUAAAAUAAAUAAUGAUGCUA
Messenger RNA from Manduca sexta (tobacco hornworm), 3721 nucleotides. RefSeq names its product transcription factor SOX-14. Gene Ontology annotation, molecular function: DNA-binding transcription factor activity, RNA polymerase II-specific; RNA polymerase II cis-regulatory region sequence-specific DNA binding. The transcript has 3 exons. Lineage: Eukaryota; Metazoa; Arthropoda; Insecta; Lepidoptera; Sphingidae. The coding region runs from base 297 to 965 and encodes 222 amino acids. Gene Ontology annotation, biological process: anatomical structure morphogenesis; cell differentiation; regulation of DNA-templated transcription. The record is from RefSeq and is a predicted model, not a curated record.